Molecule: messenger RNA, 1529 nt
Organism: Drosophila melanogaster (fruit fly)
Lineage: Eukaryota; Metazoa; Arthropoda; Insecta; Diptera; Drosophilidae
Exons: 1
Coding region: 106-726 (206 amino acids)
Source: RefSeq, marked reviewed
AUUACUCACAAAACACUCUCCACGCUUAUCAACUCAGUUCGACAGUAUACGAAACCCUUACAUUACUUUUUUUAACUUGUUUGCCAUUCUGUUUAAGCAGCGGGCAUGCUGCGCUUGGUAUACAUUUACUAUGGAACCCUGCUACCUGGAUGGAGCAGCUUGCGGGCUAUUGGACAUGACCAGAGACACUUCAUCGAACUCUGGCUGAAGUAUUGGGUAAUCUAUGCACUGCUGCAGGGACUUGGAGUCCUCACGGAUUUCCUGCUCGGUGGCCUAUCCUUCUACGCUGGUCUCAAGCUUAUCCUGUCCGUGGGCCUCUGGUUCAGUGCCCCAUACAGCACCAAUCACCUGUUCAAUCUGCUUAACACGUACUCUAUGGGAAAACUAUGUCCAGUCGUCGAGAAAGGUGUUCGCUGGCACGAAAAAGUCUGUAGAAACAUUUUUCGCGGCUUUAUGAAAUCACCACUGGUGACAGUGGUUAUGCCAAGGGACGAGGAUGAGCAUAUCACGGAGCCACGGAUCAAUAACCGUCUGCUGAAAAGAGAACUGUCGAAUCUCAUGACGCAGAUUGCAAAGAAUUCGGCCGACCAUCGCCAUCAGCAUGAGAGCCCUAUGAUGAUUCAUUCCCCUCGGCAUUUACGAGCAGCUGAACUGGACAAAUUUAACCGGGAAUCCAUGCACAAUGUCAUCGAUUAUUUAGGCCAGAGAGGGGGGGACCAGCAGUAGUCCGCCCUACUAUAAGCCAACUUCAGCCGUUCAAGAGGAAGGUCAGCCUGAGUAGCAUUAUUUGGUUUUCCUGCUCCUUCCAAAACCUUGGUGUUGAAUCACUCUAGGGGAGUUUACAGAAGAGCAGCAGCUGCCAUUAAUCUUCAAUUAGAAAAGUUCAAUGCCAGCGGACGGGCAUGUUAAUUGAUUCAUGGAUCGGCGCCAGGAAUCGAUGAUCCAGCGAUCAGUAGCGAUUUGUUGGCCAUUGGCCCAUAUUGUUAUUACAAAUUGGUGAACAAAACUGCGACCGAUAAAUUGUUGAAAGCAAAACAGAACACUUGCACGGACCUUUGGCGGCGAUGCAGCUGAUUAAUGGAUAACGCCGAAGGGCAGGCGAAAACAAAAGACUGAAGCAACGAACUUGCUGCGACGGUCGGGACGGUUGUUGCGGCUUUUUGGGGAAUGCUGUUCUGUUGCUGUCGCUGGCAACAAUCUUAAUGCAAUUAGCACACUAUUAAUCUUGAUCAAAAUCCGAAACUCAGCAAAUUCGCAAUAACAACCGCAAUGUAAGUGACGCAUUCGUCAGCGCAUUGUAAAGCAAUUUGUUUCAAUUUCGUGGAUCUGAUUUGGCAAACAAAUUUUCGAUGGGGGUCGAACCAGCUUCUAGAAGCAAUAAGGCGGUUAAUCACUUGAAUAACAUUUAUUGCUUUAUUAAUUUCCUGUAUUUCAUGUGAUCGUACUGAUAAUGUAGAAACACAAGCGUUAGCUUUGCUUAUCAGGAAGGAGAUGGAAUAAUAAACUCUAAUGAUCUGUUGACAAAAGAC